Molecule: messenger RNA, 4740 nt
Organism: Torulaspora globosa
Lineage: Eukaryota; Fungi; Ascomycota; Saccharomycetes; Saccharomycetales; Saccharomycetaceae
Gene: SNF2
Product: SWI/SNF catalytic subunit SNF2
Exons: 1
Coding region: 1-4740 (1579 amino acids)
Biological process (GO): positive regulation of transcription by RNA polymerase II
Cellular component (GO): nucleus
Molecular function (GO): ATP binding; ATP-dependent chromatin remodeler activity; DNA binding
Source: RefSeq, a predicted model, not a curated record
AUGAAUGUGGAUAUACCUCAAAGACAAUUCAGUAAGGAGGAGAUCAACCGAUGCUAUCUGAGAUGGCAGCAGUUGCGCAACGAGCAUGGGGAGAACGCUCGUAACGUUCCGGAGUUUGUAUAUUUCACCAAGGUGCUGCAUGUCGCAGCGAAGCAGCAGCAGGAGCAGGCCCAGUUGCAACAGAGACAGCAACCGGCAGCACAGGAGCCGCAACAGCAAGGCAGCAGUCACGUGAGCAAUGGGUCUCCCGCAUCGAUGCAGCAGCAGGUGGUGGAGACGGGUCACAGGGGAUCGUCGGAGUUGCGGUCGCAGGAGCCGCAAGUUCCGCAGCAGCAGCAGCAGCAGCAGGCUCCCGGUUCCAGUAUCUUCACAGCAGAGCAAUCGGAGCUUCUGAAGGCUCAGAUCACGUCGCUGAAGUGUCUGGUGAACCAGCAGCCGGUCCCGGGGCCGUGCCAGGCGGUCAUACAGCAGUCGAUUACGAACCCGCCGGACUUCAAGAGGAUGCUGCUGGCGCUCAGUGACUUUGUGAAGCGGUACAAGCAGGCUCAGAACGGACAGGCGGCGGAGGCGGCUGCAGUGGGCAAACCGUCGCCCGCGGUGCAGCAGAGUGCUUCGCCGGCCGGGGCCAGCGUGCCGCAAAACGCCUCUCCCGCGGAGAUGGCUCAAUUUCAACAGAAACAGCAGCUGCAGCAGCGGGAGCAACUCCAGAGGCUCCAGAGGCAGCAGGCUGCAAGCAGCAAUGCAGCAUCUCCGCUGAACAACGGCACGAUCAAUGACGCGGCGCAGCAAAGCCGACAAGCAAGCCCGCAGAUUGCCGAGCCAGAGGCUUCAAAUCAGGAUCAAGAGGCUCCGAUCGACGGCGAGAAGACACCGCCCAAGCCAGCGGCGCCUAUUCCGCUGGAGCAGUUCAAGACGUUGCAUCCGGAAGUCGAGAAUAUUAUAGAUGUAGACGAUCCCGAUAUCAUGGUGGACUCGUUCACUCUCCCAGAUAUACCACAGGAGAAAGUCGACUAUGGGAAGUUAUUCCCUAGCGCGGAAAACAAACGACUGACAAUACAGCCAGGAAUCUUACCGGUCGGGAUAGAUGCACACACUGCUACCGAGAUUUAUCAGACGCUGAUUGCGCUUAACCUAGAUACAGCGAUCGAUGAAUGUUUGACAAAUGUAUUAGAUGAGAAAUGUGAUGACAAGACGAAAGAAGAUUCUCUUUACGAUUAUUACGCGUUCCAACUUUUGCCGUUGCAAAAGGCUGCCCGCGGCCACUUACUAGGAUACGUAUGGUAUCAAAAUUCGCUCUUGCCAAAUACCCAUCCCAAUUUUCUUUCCAAGAUACGAAACAUCAACGUCCAGGAUACUCUGCUGACAGCAGAACUGUACAAGAAGCAUGAAAUUUUGCAAUACGAGAAGAAAAGAUAUGAGAAAUCUGCUAAACUUGAAAACAUUUUAAGCUCGUCCAUUCACCGUCAUAAUAAAAGGCUUGAUUAUAGAACCAGACGUGUCAAAUUUGGCCACAAACUAAUUAAUACUCAUAAUAUUUUGGAGAAGGAAGAACAACGGAGGGCUGAGCGAAAAGCCAAAGAGCGUUUACAGGCGCUUAAGGCUAAUGAUGAAGAGGCAUAUAUCAAAUUGCUUGACCAAACAAAGGAUACGAGAAUUACGCAUCUGUUGAAACAGACAAAUGCAUUCUUGGACUCUUUGACGAGAGCCGUUAAGGAUCAGCAGGACUACACCAAGGAAAUGAUAGACUCACACACGAAGGAAAACAGCGAAGAGGCCGAUGAACUGAAAGUCAAAGAAGACAAAAGCAGUUUUGAAGCUGAGAUCGAAGAACGCUCCAAUGUUGAUUAUUACAACGUGGCACAUAGAAUUAAAGAAGAGAUAAAGGAGCAACCAUCUAUUCUGGUCGGAGGUACACUUAAGGAGUAUCAAUUGAAAGGUUUACAAUGGAUGGUUUCUCUUUUCAACAACCACUUGAAUGGUAUUCUUGCAGAUGAAAUGGGGUUGGGUAAAACUAUUCAAACUAUCUCCUUGCUCACCUAUUUGUAUGAGAGGAAAAACAUUCACGGUCCUUUCUUAGUCAUUGUUCCUCUAUCGACGUUAACGAAUUGGAGCUCUGAAUUUGCCAAAUGGGCACCUGUCUUGAGGACCAUCGCAUACAAGGGAUCUCCAAAUGAAAGAAAAUCUAAGCAAGCUUAUAUCAAGUCCGGUGAAUUUGAUGUUGUUUUAACAACGUUCGAGUAUGUUAUCAAGGAAAAAGCGAUACUAUCAAAGAUUAAAUGGGUUCAUAUGAUUAUUGAUGAAGGGCAUAGAAUGAAAAAUGCGCAAUCCAAGCUUUCUUUAACUCUUAACAAUCACUAUCACUCUGAUUAUCGUUUAAUCUUAACCGGUACGCCUUUACAGAACAAUCUGCCAGAACUGUGGGCGCUGCUGAACUUUGUCCUGCCCAAGAUCUUCAACUCAGUCAAGUCAUUUGACGAGUGGUUUAACACGCCGUUCUCGAGCGCUGGUGGCCAGGAUAAAAUAGAGCUAAGCGAGGAAGAAAUGCUUCUCGUUAUUAGGAGAUUACACAAGGUUUUAAGACCUUUCCUCUUGCGUCGUUUGAAGAAAGAUGUAGAAAGGGAGUUGCCUGAUAAAGUGGAAAAGGUUAUCAAAUGCAAAAUGAGUGCACUGCAACAGAUCAUGUACCAACAAAUGCUAACUCAUCGCCGCUUGUUUGUUGGUGAUCAGGCAAACAAGAAGAUGGUCGGCCUUAGAGGUUUUAAUAAUCAAAUCAUGCAACUGAAAAAGAUCUGCAAUCAUCCAUUUGUUUUCGAAGCUGUGGAGGAUCAAAUAAAUCCAACUAGAGAAACUAAUGCCAACAUAUGGCGUGUUGCUGGAAAGUUCGAAUUGCUCGAAAGGAUUCUUCCCAAAUUGAAAGCGACGGGCCAUCGAUGUCUGAUCUUUUUUCAGAUGACUCAGAUCAUGGAUAUUAUGGAAGAUUUUUUGAGAUUCAUCAACAUUAAAUAUCUAAGGCUGGAUGGUCAUACCAAGUCUGAUGAGCGUAGCAUGUUACUGCAGCAAUUCAACGAGCCUUCUUCGGAGUAUUUUUGUUUUAUUCUAUCCACUAGAGCGGGUGGUCUCGGGUUGAACUUGCAAACAGCUGAUACUGUUAUUAUCUUUGAUACAGAUUGGAAUCCCCAUCAAGAUUUGCAGGCGCAAGAUAGAGCUCAUAGAAUUGGUCAGAAGAACGAGGUUAGAAUUCUCAGAUUAAUCACAGAAAACUCCGUCGAGGAAGUUAUUUUAGAGAGAGCCCAUAAGAAACUGGAUAUAGAUGGGAAGGUCAUACAGGCUGGUAAAUUUGACAAUAAGUCCACGGCGGAGGAGCAAGAAGCCCUUUUGAGAUCGCUCUUGGAGGCCGAAGAUGAGCGUAGGCGUAAAAGAGAAUUAGGCAUGGAGGAAGAGGAAGAAAUGGAUGAUAAUGAGAUGAAUGAUAUUUUAGCCAGGAAUGAGGGUGAGAUCACGAUUUUUGCUGAAGUAGAUGCGGAGAGAUCGAGAAAGGCCUUAGAACUAAACAUUACGACAAGGUUAAUGGAAACAAACGAACUUCCAGAAAUAUACAGUCAAGACAUUGCUAAAGAACUUGAGCUCGAACGCGAAGAGGCGGAAAAUGCAGUAUAUGGAGGCAGAGGCGCGAGAGAGCGUAAAAACAUGCACUAUAGUGAUAAUUUAUCAGAAGAACAGUGGCUCAAACAGUUCGAAGUCAGUGACAAUGAGGAUGACAAUAUGCUUCCUGAUGGGAAAAGGCGCAGCGUCGGCAGACCACGAGGCUCUACGAAGAAAUUGAAGGUUGAAGAUGAAAUCGACCAAAUCAUAACGGCAAACCCCUCUCCUGCACCGUCAAUGGAGAACUCAAAAGUGGAGCUAGACGAUGAGAUUCUUGCCCAUGACGGGAUUGAGGAAGAGGGAAGCGAGAAUGAAGACGAUUUCGACCCUCAGUCAACUGCUGGUAAAACAUCAGCAAAAUCAGCUAGAACUUCUGGUCGUGGCAGAGGCCGAGGCCGAGGCCGAGGUCGUGGGCGAGGACGGGGUACACUUACAGCUUCCAAUGCUGCGCGCGGCCGGGGAAGAGGACGGGGGCGUGGGAGACCUCCCAAGCCAAGAAAUGGACGUGAAUACGUGAGGGACCCUGCAGCCACAACGCAGCCCUAUGAAGUACGGAGUGCAGUGUCUGAAGAGGCGCGCAGUCUCUAUCAAUAUGCUCUCGAGUAUACCAACGAGGAUGGUCGAAGGCUUUCCGACAUUUUUCUCACCAGGCCACCGAAGACAUUGUAUCCAGAUUAUUACCAGCUCAUCAAGUAUCCUGCCGCAUUUGAAAACAUCAGCAAUAGCAUCGAGUCCUUCGCAUAUGACUCCCUGAGAGAAGUCUUGGAAGAUUUCCAUUUAAUUUUUUCCAAUGCACGAAUUUACAAUACCGAGGACUCAGUUAUCUAUGCUGAUUCAAUUGAGCUAGAGGAGAGGGUUACAUCUAAAUAUAGGGAGAUGGCUAAAGACGAUGGCACCAUAGAUUUCACUGAGUUUGAGGAGGCCUACGGGACAAAGCCACUCAAUAUAAGUGGCCUGCUUCCAGGAGAUGAUCCAGCUUUCGUUCCUGAGAGCAGUGUGCCAGACGAUAUGCAGAUGGAUUCUGUUGAAUUGACGGACCAUGCCGUCACCCCGGAGACUGCCCCCGCUUUGGACGGGAGGUUGCCCGAAAAUAGUUGA